Messenger RNA from Melitaea cinxia (Glanville fritillary), 1053 nucleotides. RefSeq names its product transmembrane emp24 domain-containing protein 5-like. The record is from RefSeq and is a predicted model, not a curated record. The transcript has 6 exons. Gene Ontology annotation, cellular component: COPII-coated ER to Golgi transport vesicle; endoplasmic reticulum; endoplasmic reticulum-Golgi intermediate compartment. Bases 164 to 850 code for a protein of 228 amino acids. Gene Ontology annotation, biological process: Golgi organization; intracellular protein transport; endoplasmic reticulum to Golgi vesicle-mediated transport. NCBI's taxonomy places the organism in Eukaryota, Metazoa, Arthropoda, Insecta, Lepidoptera, Nymphalidae.
UUGUAUUCACUUGACAGCGGAAAUUGUUUGUGUUACAAAUACUUAGCUUAUUUAUGUUUUUUUUUACAAUAACAAAAAUAAAUUCUUAACUAUAAAUAACUCCGUUACUCAUUCAUCGAAGUUAUAAAAUCAGUGCAGUGAUACGGUAGCUAUCGCUUACAAAAUGCGGUACAUUUUUCUAACGACUAUCUUCAGUGUAGUUUUUGCAUUUGAAAAAGAUAUAACAUUCACGAUUCAAGCUGGAAAAAUGGAUUGUUUCUAUCAAAAAGUGUCGUUAAACGAAAUGAUAGACGUUGAAUAUCAGGUUAUUGACGCGUCACACGGCGAGCUGGACAUAUCAUUCCAGCUGACGGAUCCAGUUGGGAGAAUGAUCGUAACGGAUUACAAGAAGCCCGAGAACGGGCAUCGGCACAAGGCGUUACUCGAGGGCGACUAUAGAUUCUGUUUCGACAACACGUUUAGUACGUUUAGUGAGAAAACUGUUUUCUUUGAUCUGAUGAUGGAAAGUGAAGAUUCGAAUGAGAAAGAUUACGAGGAUGACAGAGAAAUGGAACUCGGCAACGAUGCGGAGACCUACUUGAUGAGGGUCAGUGACAUAUCGGAUUCGGUGGCCAGGAUCAGGGACAACGUGUCGGCGGCCCGCAGGCUGCAGGAGUUCCUGUCGGCGCACGAGGCCAGGGACAGGAACCUGGCCGAGGACAUGUGUUCCCGGGUGCUAUCUCGGUCGCUGCUCCAGAUCACAGUGAUGCUGGUGGUCGGGAUCACUCAGGUAUAUUUCCUGAAGAGCUUAUUCGAAGAUCCCAACACAAAGAGUAUGAAGAACUUAGUUCCCAGUUUCAUGUCGCAGUGAAGAUAUGACUGCCACCGUCAACUAGGUGCUCUGUCAACACUAAUAAUCAAAAUAUAUUGACAAUAAUUAUUAUUUAAAUUGAAGGAGAAUAGAUAGAAGUUACUUAUUGAUCUGAAUAAACCAAGAACGUUGUUACUUUUGUCACAAUUUUCGUUUAUCUUUACAAAUAUUAGAAAAAUAAUAAUAAAUGAUCAUCUUACAUA